AGAAACGGAAAUGAGCACCAACCCCCAGAGUCAGACACAACUGUAAUUAAUGUCAGAGGAAAACUUUUACAUUUACCUUUAGCUUAAUUUACUGAUGUCAGGCUGUAAUUUGAUGUUAGGUUUUAAUGUUAUUUUCCUACGCAGGGUUUCUCUGUGAUUUUGUGUCAGUAUUUGUUUGUUUUACGGAAGCAUUGAACGUUUGCCAUUGUAUGUUGGAAUCCGCCUUGAGUCCCCUUGGGAAGAUAGGGUGGAAUACAAAUAAAGUUUUAUUAUUAUCAUUCUUGUCAUUGUAGAUGGGGGAGAUUGAAAGCAAGAAACAUUUGCUACAGGGAGCAUAGAAGAUCAGAGUUAGCAUGUCCCUAUUGCUCUGGGGCGACCUUCCAUGAAACCUUUCUAGAGUCAAGGGCUGUGGGAUCCCACUCCGCCUUGGCGAUCCAGGCCGGCUUUUCCUUCCCUCCGUCGGCUGGGUUCCUCUCUGGCCGGAGAAGUUGCAAACCUUGUGUUGGAGGAGCGCACGUUGUAUUCCCCACCAAGGGAGGGAGGGAGCAAGGGGGGCAUCUCCAUGUUUUCCCCCUUCUCCUUCUGGCUUUUAAAUGUCCCUUCUUCCUCCCGCCCACCGGAUCGGUUCUGGGUGGCCAAGCGAUGCCCCGGGUCGCCUUUUCCUCCUCUAGACGCCCAUUGACAAGGCACCAAGGCUGGUAGCUUUGUACAAUCCAGAGAAUACCAAGGUGACUAUGCGGGUUUCUGCUGAAAUAAACAACACUUGCAGGAAUGCAUGAUCUUUGAUUCUACUCUGAGUUGCACAUCUGCUGCUUGACAGAGAUGGCUCGCGAUGCCAGAUCUUCAAGAUUAGUAAAGAAACAGGAGAUAAGCAAAAAGAAACCAAGCCUAGCCCAAAGUAAAUCUUGCCAAGUAACAAAAGAUGCCAAAAAAAAUUCCCCAGUGGCAAACUGUUCUGCAAACUGCAAAAGGUUACUGGCGGAAAAGAACGAGGGCAAGAAAAAGCCACAAGAACACAAACCUCCUAUGGAUUCACCGUGCCGAUUUCUCCGCAGCAGUGUCACCAAAGCCUUUGCUGGAUCAUCUUGGAAGAAUCUGAAAUUAAGUGAUAGCGUUCUCUUUCAUAACCAGCCUCCGUUGAGCCUUACCAUGAAUCUUCGCAGGAAGCCAUUUCCCCAUAGACUGUUUGAAACAGCGGCAAUCAUGAGAGCGAAGAGACGAACUGGCCUGGUAAAAAGUUCAGGGAAAAGAGAAAAGUCUGAGUUAGGAACAUCCCAUAAAAUAGAAAGGAAAGGAGUGGAAAAAAGAGCUCAGGGUUUCAAACAAGAUUGCAACCAAAAUGUUGAAUCGCUGUCUACCAAAGCAGGCAGUGCCUUAUGUGAUAUGGAACCAGACCAUCCCUCUGAAUGUGACGGUGAAGCCAAGAAGAAAGCGCCAACUCCUGAAAACUGUCUUUCUGUUUCUAGUGUGGAUGAACCGAGUGUCUCUACUCCAAAGGCACUGCAGGAGGAUGGCAAAUGUAAAGAAACUGUGCCUACUGAGCAGGCCCUGGAAGAUUUAUCUACUGAUGUCUCAUAUGUAGCUUUGGCUGAGCCUGUUUCUUCUCAUCUACACCUUGACUCUGCCAAUGCUUUAAAGGUAUGUGAAAGAGAGUUAGGAACACUCGUGAAACCAGGCCUAGAGAAUAAUUUUAAUUCCGCACCACCCUCCAAAGAACAUUCCCCUCCAUCGUUUGACUCCACAUUGCAACUUUCUUCUGAAACAAACACAAAGGUGCCUGAGAAAAGGCCAGAGUCUCCUAUAGAAGGUCACUCCAUUGCUACCUGUGGUUCGGUGCUAACUCCUUGUGAACCCGAUGCUAUCAUUUUGAUUACCUCAGAAUUAAUCUCAAAAUUGCAUUUAGACGACACGUGUGCAUUAUCAGAGCCCCACCAUGAGCAAGAUCAUGAGCCUGCCAGUAGAAGAGAACCUGAUUUGCUGUGUAUCUCUGAACAGGGAGAUUCUCCAAAAGAUCCAGGCCUUGGUGGGAAAUCCUCUUUGCCAAAUGACUCAGAAUUCAAACUAGGUGACAAAGCACUUGACUUGUCAACUUCCCAAAAGGAUUAUUCAGGUUGUGAUCACAUUAAGAAAGCAUCCACUUGUAAACCAGUUUCUAAUCCCGUUUUUACUUAUGGUAUCUUGGAAGACCUUGAGCAGACCCUUGAGAGGAUAGCUGCUGAAACAUUGAAUUUAGAUUCAACUACUGUGCCUGAUCUAUCACUUCAGCCAGGAAAAAGGACGACUGAUUCCGUUUCAGUGAGUAGCAAUAUCUUUAACAACACUUCCCAAAAAUCCUCAAAAGAUGCUAACUUGAAGUUGCCAUCAGAGUCUGUAGGGAGUCCAGAAACUAGGCUUGUGGCAGACGGAUCCUGUCCAAACCUUCAGUGUCCCUCCCUAGGACUGGGAAGUGCUGAAAAAGACAUGAUCUCUGUUCAGGGCACCACAAAAUGCGGCACGAAUCCCAGUACAACUUCUGAACUAACCUCCUGGGGAAAUCCAACUAGUGCCUUUCCUGUCCUGUUUCCCUCUAUGCAACCUGUAGAAAAGAAAAAGCGAAGGCGAUGUGGAGUAUGUGAGCCAUGUCUGCGGAAAACUAACUGUGAAGAAUGCAGCUGCUGCAUGAAGCGCAAAACAAGCCACCGGAUCUGUAAAAAGAGAAAAUGUGAAGAACUGAAGAAGCCUCCCCCACCCCUGCCACCAUUAAUGUUACCCUUAAAGGUGCUCACUGACAACAAAAGGCCUCAGAAGAGGAAGGAGGAAAGAGUUUUGAAGGGAGAUCGAGAAAACAAACCAGUAAAUGGCUGCAGAGCAGAUCUCAUGGAAUAUGUUGCAUACAGCCAUAUCGAAAAACACAAGGUGAAACCAACCCAGUCAGUGCUCUGGGAAAAUGUUCAGACAAGUGAAAAGGAAAGUAUGACUGGCUUAGAAACGGAGAAGUGGACACACAAUGAAAAGCCAUUACUUAGUGUCCAUGUGAAUGGUGAUCUCUGCAGAACUGGAACAAGGGAUGAGAACUCAAAACAUGAUGACAGGAAUGCAAAGGCAGUUUAUUCUUCCAAUGUAUUAGAUGAACCCAAAAAAUUACUUGCACAAACUGCUAAAAAUGGCAUUAAAAAUAUACCUUACUCACCAGCAGAAUGUGACGUCUUACAGAAAAAAGUAGAUGUGGGUAUAAGAGUGAAUCUGGCAAACAGCUGCAAAGAAAGCCACUCAGGUGCCUCUUGGAGUGGCUCUUCUGCAUUGAACAAUGACAGCACUUUGCCAACUGGAACGUGUGGUGCUUUUCCAAAAAAGAAGGAUCACGUUCUGGUGCAACAGCCAGAAAGCUCUAACAUUGUUCAGGAAUCUGAGAACUCACUUUUGCAAACCAUUUCGCUUCUAGAUCUGCAGGACAAGCCACUUUGCACUCCCAUGACUGAAAAAUGUGGCUGUCUUGGUGAUGGUGCUUUAAAUAUUCCAAGAAAAGAUUCCCAACCUGAAGAUUUGUCACUUCAAUCAACUUUUCUAUCUCUUAUUAAAAACCGAAAUUUAACUGUGGAACAGGUGGUUGCAAUUGAGGCAUUAACACGUUUGUCAGAAGCUCCUUUAAAAGCAUCUUCACCAGGUAAAACUGAAAGAGUUCAAUGUUCAGAGCAGCAAAUCUCACAUUCACUUAGCAGUUUCAAAAAGGAUAAUUCAUUUUCCUUGACGGCCUCUGCAUUGAAAGCAAUUAAAGGGGCUUCCUCACAAAAAGACCAGCAGCUCUUUUCUCAUGUUCCUUCCCAGAGAAGAGUUCUUCCUAAGAGUUUGCUUUAUAAUGGUCAAGGUGCUAUUUCCGAGUUUUCCAGUAAAUCUCCAGGUCCAUCUAGCUUACUGCGUCGAUUACAUUGUUCUGCAUGGGAUGGCAAGUCUUUCUCUGCUUUAGUAGCUGGUGGAAAUUCAGGCCAUGCUACCAAGAAAUAUCCUCUUCAACAUAAAGCUGCCAUUGGGCCAUGUUCCAAAAACGCAAGUACUGUCAAACAAUGGAGGAACAAAUUUGAGAUGCUUGGGAAAUGGGAGGGAAAAACUGUUCAUGGUUUAAACUCAAAAGGUAAUUCUGUAAUUAGGGGCAACUUUCAUAGCCAGGAUGAGAAGGAGGUAGCCACCCAAUUAACUCAACUGGCAGCAAUAAUUGAAUCAAGCAAAACAAGCCCUGACCAAAAGGCAUCCCUUUUUGGUCGAAUACCAUCCGAUAUGCAGUCAAAACAUAAACAGGAUCAGUGCCUAUUGCAGAAGAAACAAUCAGUGUUUGUAAGGAACAAUUACAGCUCAUUGUUAGUCAAGCAAAGGCAACCGACACGGAAAAAUGAUAAACUAGUACCAAGGGCAAAAAGGUUGAAAAAGAAGCCUCAGGUAAUAUCUGACCAACAAAAUCAGUUGCAACAGGAGUGCCAGCAUAGCGAAUUGCAGGACAUACAUAAAAAGCCUUCCAAACUACACAAACUUGGCCGGAUUGUGUCACAAGAUUCAAAGUUAACUGUUUUGGGGAAAAAAACAACCAAAGCUAAGGUGCAAAAGCCAAGGAAGCGGAGUGCUUUGCCAACACAACAAAAAACAGCUGCAUUGUUUCUCCCCAAAACUCAGAUAAUAUUCCACAGGCCUUUACCUGUCUCGAUGCAAGAUAAAAUGAAAGACCAGCUGUUAGGCCGUGAAAUGGUGCCUGAGCGCAUCAAAGCGGUGAGCUUCGGUGCUACUCAGGGCACCAAUAUGCCAAGCAAUGCCCUGCAACAUAGUGGCCUACCCUCCAAUAAUCACCUGGCUGUUCCUCACUUAGACACAAAGUCCUGUUUGAGCCAAGGCAAUGAAAACAUGCAUAUGCUUACAGAAAACGACAAGGAUUCUCAGGUACAGCAAACCAUGGCUCAGAUGCAUCCCUUGCCUCAGACCUUCAGUCAAGCAGGUGACAUGUGUAAAGAUAACCAUGCAAAAUUCCAGCAGCAUGCUGUGGAGAAGCAAAAAGAUCAGAAUCUGCAACCAAUUCCCAUUAAUUGUGGUGCUGUCUCCCCAGGGGAUACCAUAGAAGCACUCAGGAAUGCUACGUGUGUAGAUAAAAUUAAAUUCCCAACAGGAAAAAACUUGGAAACUGAGAAUCCACAUGCUAAAGGGAACUCAGGAUGUUAUCCAAUGAAAAAUACGCUCAGUAGUUUCCUUGAAUCACCUAUGAAGUUCUUGGACACCCCCACAAAGAAUCUAAUUGAUACACCUUCAAAGAAAGGGCAGGCAGAUUUCCCAUCAUGUGAUUGUGUUGAACAAAUUAUAGAGAAAGAUGAAGGGCCGUAUUACACACACCUUGGAACAGGACCAAGUAUUGCUGCAGUCAGGGAGAUAAUGGAGAACAGGUAUGGGGCAAAAGGAAAUGCUGUAAGAAUUGAAGUAGUGGUAUAUACAGGCAGAGAAGGAAAAAGUUCACAGGGGUGUCCAAUUGCCAAGUGGGUGAUACGAAGAAGCAGUGAUGAGGAGAAGCUGCUGUGCUUGGUUCGUCAGCGUGCAGGACACCAUUGCCAAACGGCUGUCAUCGUGAUACUUAUUUUGGCUUGGGAAGGUAUCCCCCACCUUCUGGCGGACACGCUCUACAAGGAACUGACCCAGAGUCUCCGAAAAUACGGCUGUCCAACCAGCCGUAGGUGUGCGUUAAAUGAAGACCGCACCUGUGCCUGUCAAGGCCUUGAUCCAGAAACAUGUGGAGCAUCAUUCUCAUUUGGCUGUUCAUGGAGCAUGUAUUACAAUGGCUGUAAGUUUGCCAGAAGCAAAACCCCAAGGAAAUUUAGACUUCUCACAGAUGAUCACAAGCAAGAAGAAAAUCUGGAAAACAAUUUGCAAACAUUAGCUACUGAUGUAGCUCCACUGUAUCAAAAACUUGCCCCUGAUGCUUUCCAGAAUCAGGUGGAAAAUGAACACUUUGGGCCUGACUGUCGACUUGGGGUCAAGAGUGGACGGCCUUUUUCUGGGGUCACCGCUUGCAUUGACUUCUGUGCUCAUGCUCAUAAGGACACACACAACAUGCACAAUGGAAGCACUGUGGUUUGUACUUUAACAAAAGAAGAUAAUCGCACGAUAGGGGUGAUACCAAAUGAUGAACAGCUGCAUGUGUUACCUCUUUACAAAAUUUCACAAACAGAUGAAUUUGGCACAGAGGAGGGCCUGGAAGCCAAGAUAAAAGCUGGGGCAAUACAAGUGCUUACUGCUUUUCCUCGAGAAGUAAGAAUGUUAGCUGAGCCACGCAGGGCAACAAAGAAGAAGAAAUCUGAAAACAGAAAGCAAACUUCAGCAGAAAAAAAGCAUUCUAUUCCUGUAAAGGGGAAAAGUGGAAUAUCUGGAAAUAACAAUAAAGCUUCACAAAAGUUAGGUAGCAAAACUAACACAUUGCAAGCUGGGACAAAAAUGGUGACUGGUGAUCAUCUUUCUGCCAUAAAACAUAAUUCAGACACUACUCAAAAUUGCUCUGUAUUAAAGCAAUAUCCUUCUUCCUCCCCUUUAAAGCUGGAUAGUUUACACUCUUUCUCUCCAUUAACUCACACAGCGGGUGGCAUAAUGUCAUUGACUAACAGUCAGCAAGAUUUUUCGACUCCCUACGGGUAUUUGCAAUGCAGUAGUAACAAACCUCAAUUGACACCCAAAGGCAAGAGUUUUGAUGUGUCCAAUAGUGAUCAUACUGGAACUUCAUUGGAUGAGAGGAAGAAUGGCCUGCCCACAGGUCUUCAAGAUCUCACCGUUACAAAGACCACAGCCAACAGAGAGAGCCCACACCACACACUUGAACAAAAAGCAGUCAACAAGCCAAAUUGUGAAAUUAAAGAGAAUUCUCCUGUCUCACAGUUGGGUAAUUCUUGUGCAUCAUUAUCGCUAUCGAAUGCUUCAGAAAAUGUAGUCAGAAAUGAAAUUCAUUCUUCCCAGGAGCAUCCAGUGCAGCAAGAUGGUUUCAUCCAAACUUCAAAUUGUGCUUCUGCCAUUGUGGAUUCACAGCCAAAUAUUGAGCUCCAAAAGCCCACAGAUUCUGAAGAAAAAGCAGAGGAAAUGUGGUCCGACAGUGAACAUAACUUUUUGGAUAAUGACAUUGGUGGCGUAGCUGUGGCACCAUCACAUGGCUCCAUCCUCAUUGAAUGUGCGCGCCGUGAACUACAUGCUACGACUCCAAUUAAAAAGCCAAACAGGAACCAUCCCACACGGAUAUCUUUAGUUUUCUACCAACACAAAAACCUGAAUGAGCCAAAACAUGGAAUCGCGCUGUGGGAGGCAAAAAUGGCAGAGAAGGCAAAAGAAAAAGCCGCUGAAAAACUAGGCAUUGAAAAUGCCAACCUCCAAGCCAACGACAGGAGUGGACAGCAGCCCAAUGCCUCCAGAGAGGUUUUCUGUGAAGACAGUGAAUUCAACCAAAUCCCAUCCCGCCGAGCAUUAACAGUAACUCACGAUAAAGUAAUCACGGUGUCUACCUAUGCCCUCACACGAGUCGCAGGGCCCUAUAACCAUUGGGCAUAGGCCUUUAUAGCAACUGUGCAACUUUCGCAUUGGAGCAGUGUUGCACAAUGAUUCCUAAAGGUGCUGUUCAAGAACAAAGUCUUAUAUGGUUUACUGUUUGUUCAUCUCAACCAUUUUGAAGGCUGAGGUUUAAAAAUGUUUUUUUUUUCUUAAACUGUGACUUUGUAUAUUUUAACAUCUGGUGAUUCUCAAGCACAUUUUAAGCAAAAAAAAGGUAUAUUGUAUAAUUACAGGAUUUUGGCUAGGUUAUUAACCCUAAUUGAACUAUUCAGUUUAUUACCUUUUCAGAAUUUAUAUUUUGGUGCUUUGAAUCGUCUGUUUACUACAAAUGAAUGGGCUUUUUAUAACGGAUUUUACCAGAUUUCAUCUUUUAUGAAGUAAAAUCAAGUUAGACAGUAUUAGCGAUACACGGUUCUUGGUGCUUAAUCACAUUAAUCAGUUAAAGAUAAGCUGGUUUUAUUUCUUCAUGGUGCCAUUGCUCUAAAAGCUUCCAGUCAUUGCUGUGAAGCCCAAUUUAAGGUUAAAAAAACCAAUGAUAAUUUUAUCUAUGUAUAGAUUUUUCAUAUAUGUAUGGUUUGUGUGUGAAUGUGUGAUAGAGAACCUCACAGAUUCACAUAUAAACAGUAUCACUAGUAGUGGUUGGAGGUUGUAAGCUGUAAAUAGAUAUAUUUAAAAGCACUUUCUAUUUUUAAAGUUAACUUGAAAUAGUAUAAGGAUUACACUUGUCUAAGGUUUGUGCAUUCUCUACCAAGGAAUUUAUUUUUUUCUUACUGUGUAGAGUUCCAUAUUGCUACAACAACAGUGCAUAUAUAUAUAUAUAUAUAUAUAUAUAUAUAUAUAUAUAUAUAUAUAUAUAUAUAUAUAAAUAAUAGCUGGUUUUUACGCUCCCUUCCCUUUCCCCAACGGAUUCUUUGGUUUGUUUUUAAACAAAAAGUUAAUAAAUGCAGACAAUUCAAUAUUUACAAAUAUAAAUUAAGAAGCAUUUUGUCCAUACCUGUUUUGCUAUAUUUUGUUGUAAGAAAAGUAUUUGCUAUCAUUUUUUUGAGCAAUAAGGACAUCAAUCCCUUUCUCUGUAUUUCUAAGUGGAGCAUUGCAAGUUAUAUAUGACAACUAAAUGUUCCUAGAGCCUCAGGGGUAGAACUGUUAUGGCAUCUGAAACUUCCUGCCUCUAGAGUUGCCUUAUUAAUAUUCUGAGUUUAAAGAGAGAGAGAGACUUGCAGUAUGGGCUGUUUUGUGGUCUGUUUGAAUUCAUUAAAACUUCCAGAAUUUUCCUCAACUGUUGUCAGUUGAAAAGGGUUUAUUAACAUGCAGCCCAAUCGUAUGCAUGUCUACUUAAAACUGUCCCACCGUAUUCACUGGGACUUGUUCCCAAGUAAGUGGUAUAGGAUUGCAGCCUUAGUAUAUAAUUUUCCCAUUCCAUAUUACAAGAGAAACAGUAGCAUCCAAGUGGCUUAUUAACACAUUAGUUCCCAUGAAAUGUAUGUCAGAGGAAUUAGAAAAUGGAGAAAGUUCUAUACUCAGUCCCUGAGUAUCAAUAGGCAGAGGUUCACGUUGUGCUACAUCUGUAAAUGUGGUGCAACUGCAUCAUAACAUGAUGCACAUGUUCCUCUUAGUAUGGUCUUCCCCCCACUAUUUUUCCAAGAAUUACAGAUGUAUCUUUUUAGAAGAAACUAGUUCAAUCAAACUAGGAUAUGGCGGGCAAUUCAUCCUUCAAAGUAAUUUCCAAUUUGUAGUUUGUGCUAGAGUUUGCUAGCUUCCUCCUAGAGCUUGGAAUAUUUCCUUUUUUUAUUGGAACUAUCAGAAAUCCCUAUGCCAGCAUGACCAUUGAGUGCCACUGGAAAAGUGCUGGAGCUGUCUUUCAAAAAAAAAAUCCAAAUUUUUUAUAUAGGUUGCUUGGGGUUUUGAUCAAAUUCUUUGGUGGAGAAAAACUGAACAGACAUAACUGAACAAAGGAAUGGUCCCCCCAAGACGUUUUGGUGUCUGGAGUGAAGAAUGAGUUAAUACCCACCCUGACAACCAGGCAGAUACAUUGUACUUUAGUACUUGUGGUAGGAUUAGAUGUUUCACUUGACCUGUGGAUAGCAGAUUAGAUUAGAAGACACAGGGCAAGAUGGAUGGCACACAGAGGGAUGCGUGUACAGUGUCUCUCCCUGCUGCUGUUGUGUAAAAAGCAGUAAGGACAGGAAAAUAUUUCACAGUUUUAGGUAACCACUGACAGGUCUCAUGGAAAGAGGGAUCCCAAAUUCUCAGAUGGCAGCAUCACGUUUUUAGUGGAUUAGAUGCUCUCAGUUUUAGCCAGCCAGAUAAUGUGAAUGCCACAUGGAGAGAUAUUAACAGAUUUCAGUACUUGAGUGCCAUGGCCCAGUAAAUGGCCUGUGAGCAACUGUGUCCCGUAUUGCUUAAAUUAAAGGGAUGGAACUGAUUAGACCAACCUGAGUUAAGAGGGCAGUUGGGAAAGCAUGGGAGAGAAAUCUGCCACAGAAAAAAACAGAUGGCAUGGAUCAAACUAAUUUCAGGUAAUGUACCUAGAUUGGAUAGUAGCAUUCUGAACACCAGAAGGAGAUAAACUGGCUUUUUAAAUAAGUAUUGAAGGGUUCCCAUUUAUUUUCUCCUCCUUUUUGUACAGUUUGGUUAUUUAAACAAAUCAAACAUACACCACAGUACUAGUGUUUGAUAAGAAUUGUGUAUUUCAGUUAAUAUGCAGAUGGGGGAAUUCAUGGAUGUUGACCAGUUCAGCUUCAAUCACAGAGCUCCGAAUUUCCAUUGUUUAUGUGACUAAUAGUUGUCAUCCAUAGGGUAAAAUCUCUCUGUGGUAAAUUCCAUGGGUGUAAACAGAGACAGAAGCUUUACCAAUAACAUACUUGAUAUAUUAUAGUGGUGCUGUAAUGAAUGCUGUCUAGAUCUGUUCUUUUGUGAAAUCUAGACAUGGUGCUUUUAUUUUACUUCUGUUUUUUUAAGAUGUUCAACACAGUUGUGUGUUCAACCUGAAAAUACUUUGGUUGAAGAGGGCGUGGAAAUAUGUGAAUUAUUUUGUGUACCCAGAAGGGUCAAUUCAUUAUUUGUUCUGUAGAAAUGCCAGUGGUGAACUGAUGUGACUCUAGCUUCCAGGUCCCCAUUCCAGGACCUUGGGGAAACUCCACAAGAGACUGCAUUCCUGUACACAGAGCUCCUCAUGUUCUAUAUUAACUAAACACCAUUGUGCCCUCUAACAGUACAAAUAACUUGUUGGGCAAAGCAAAGAGAAGUAUAGGUAUCUUAAUCAGAGCUUGGAAAAGUUGGUUGACUUUUCCCCAGCCAGCAUGACCCGUGGACAUAUUGGUGUGUGCAGCAGGAAUUCCAGGAGUCAUCGUCUGAAAACCAUCUGUUAUGAUUGAAUUUUAAAAUACAUACCCAUACCUGUCAGCCAGUCCCAAAGCAGUGCUAUUGAGAUAGUUACUACAUUCUUUAUAAAACAUCUGAUUGAAUCAAGCAGAGUCCCGGCAUCCCAAUAAAACAUAGGAGAGAAAGAUGCUAACAUGUUCUAUUUUUAAAUCAAACUUUAUUUUAAAAAAACCCUACCCACAUGCUGCAUUUUUCUUCGUUCAAAAAUAUUGAUUAGCUGAAAUGUAGAUUGUAAAUAAACUAGAAAACAAUAUUAUACCAUCAUUUUGUACCAGCGGCUUUCUGCUUUCUGAGUAAAUGGUUAUAUUUUUGUGUGCCUUAGAUUUCCAUUUUAAAAUUUGUAUAUUUUUUGUGAGCCUGAAAGUUGUUAAAAGUAACAGCUGCUUAUACAGUAGGUAGGACUGCAUAUUCCUUCAGUUCCUCAUUAUGUGGAGAGAUGUUUUGUAGCUGCCAAUUUCACUGUUCUGUGGAAGCAUUACUUUGCAGAAAAGAUCACCAGUUAUUUUUGCAGAUAAUUACACUUGCAUCAUUUUAUUUAGUACAGGAGUGGAUUUUCCCCAUCAACAGGUUUUACUAACUGCAUAAUGGGAGCAUUGUUGUUCCAUUGUGAAUUUUAGUUGCAACUUUAUGCAUAUUUACCUGUGCAUAACUCUUAAUUGAAAUCACUGGAGCUCACUUUUGAGUUGGCAUGUGCAGGUUUCCACUGUUAACAUGUUUGUGAAGCACAAAUUUGUUAUGAAAACAACACUUGUGAAUGAAAUUCAUUUUGUCCUUUUCUAUAGACACUGGGCCUUGUGGUAUUUUUAUGUGAAUCUAAGGUCUUGAAAUUAAUUAAGCAUAAUCAAAAACAUAGGGACCAAGAGAGGCAUAUCUAAUUAUAGUGGGCUAUAUUCAGUUGAUAAUUAAUAAAAGAAUAAACUCACGGAAGCAGUGAAAUGUACAUACCUGUUGACUUACCAUUCAGCAUUUGAUUCAGCAAUUCUAAUUGGAAUUACCAAUUAGAUUUGAGACAGCUGUUUUCUGUGUACAACAGUAUUUACACAGAGAUCCUUAUAUUCUUCUAUUUGCAAAGGAAAACAAGUUUUAAAAUGACAAUGCCAAAAUGGAAGACAUAUUGGCAGCCUGAUCUACCAGUAUUGUUUAUAAAUCCAACUGAUUUUAAAUUGUCCCAUUAAUUUCAUCAAAGUGAGUUUCCGCAUUACAAGUUUUGACAUGUUUUCAUUACCUAUGUGCUUCCAUGGCCAUGCCUUGCUUUUUCUUUCAAUUCAUUUUCAAAAGUCUAAAAAGGUGGGCUCCACAUUUUUAUUCUUUUAGUUUUUAACAGUGCUCUGGUCCCUAACCUGUCAAUUAGAUAGGGGACACCUACAAUUAUGUUCAAAUUUCUCUUGUAUGAUUGAACUACUUUAGAAUAAAUAUCUAAAAGCAAUGCUGAUGCUGCGUGAAGAGCAAAUACAGCCUAAUAUGCAUACCUGAAUACUGAGAAUUGACAGCUACUUACUGUAUAUGCACUUGUGUACUAUUUAUUAUACUGUUUCAGAAUCUGUAUAAUUCUACAUAGAAAUCAGUGUAAUUUUGUGAAUGAUCCUAUAGCUGCAAAGGCUAGUAAUAGUAUUGUCAUCUUGUAAUGAUGACUCUUUGUGGUUGUGACAAGCAGCAAAGUCUUCCAACUGCUGCAGCAACACAAAUUCCUAUCAAAACAGUUUGGACUAAAAGUGUCCUGUUGCUUUCAGUGGUGUCUUCCCAGGCUAGUUCAGGAGUUAAGAGUAAGAAAUUAUAGGAAUACAUAUAGCCUAAAUCAAUUCAUUAAUCUCAGCUACAAUAGAUCCACCAAAUUAAUGGAGUUUGGAUAAGUGUUGAUUUACAAUUCCAAUGGACCUACUCUAGCUGGACCUGGGAGUUGGGUUUAGGACUACAUACAUAUUUUAAUGUGUUCAUUUUUUCCAUCUGCCAUAAGAAAUACCCAUUGAUGAGAUUAUCAGAUGCCUUCAACUCUGCUUCUGGCAUAUAAUUCAUUUUAGUCUUCCAGGAGAGGCAUCUUGCUCUUUUAGAUUCUUAGCUCAGCUGACACAUUUCUGUGAAAUGUAGGUGGACUGUAGGUAGUUUGUUUUAAUUUAAAGAAGUGCUUGUGAAGUUUCUGUGUUGUAUCCUUCACUAGUUCAGACUGAGAAGUGCAUAGCUGUGUUUUAUUACGCUUUUCAAAUCACCAUGGUUUUAUAUUGUCAUAAUUUACUAUUAACUUCACUUUGACAUUAUCUGUGGCAUCAUCCAGAAAUGUACUUUCUAGGCCCAAGUUUCUUAAAAUGACAAAAUUAACCUGAAUGUUAUGGAGAGUGACAAAUGUUCCUGGAAUAUUGAAAAUCAGCCUUAGAGAUUUGUUUCUGUUUCUAACCUUUUGGGCCAGGUCUUCAAUAUGGGUUUAAUAUCCUGGAGAAGCAUUAUAAAAUUACAAAUAUUUAGGCAACUCUUAGCAGUUUUAACUAGCAACUGUUGGUAUGUGAUAUGUCCUCUGAAUUAGUUUGAUCUCCAUGACCCCAGUUAGGAAAAAACAAUUAUGCUUAAAUGGAUCUUACAUUAAUCAUCACGUUGAUUCCAUUGUGACUUAAGCACUCUUUGCAGUGGGGCCAAAAUUUCAAUACAGGUUGAAUAUCCCUUAUCUGAAAUUAUUAAGACCAUUUUUUUUUUAAAAAAAGAGGGAUUUUGAAAUAAUUGUCUAAACACGAAAUUAAUUUAUGUUUCAUGUAUACAUUAUUAUGCAUAUACUGGAAGGUAAUUUUAUACAGAUUCUCUGCAUGAGACAUGGCUUGCAUAAUUUGAACCAUCAGAAAAGAAAGGGGUUACAGUCCCUGUAUUAGAUUCCCUGUAUGGAGUAUUUUUAAAUUCUGGAUAAGGGAUACUGAACUUGUAUUUGUUUAUUUGUUUUUUGGGGUUUUUUGCAUGGUAUCCAGUGUUUGAAUAUUCCAGUAUUUCUCUCCCCCCCCCCCCCCCCCCGGUGUAAAUUGGAUAAAUACUACUUAUGUUUUAUCAUAACAUUAUACUUUUAGUGCAUAAUUAAACUAAAUGCUUUAUUUCAUAUUGGCAGUCAUUUACUUGGUAUGUUAUCAUUGUUCUGGUUACUAGCAAAGGGACAACUAAUAAUACUUCAUUUGAAUUCACAUUCAUUACACGAAUUCACAAACAGGAUAAAAUCGGGACCUGAUUAGAAAAAGCUGAUAGCAAAGGGUCACAGUGUUUUGCUUCUUACUUGUGGAAAAGGUUUUCCCAUAUAUACUUCUAAGGUCUCCCAUAAUAUAGAUAUGAUACAUUGGGCAGAGCCCCUUUUGUGCUUGGGUACAAAAGCUAAGUACAAAAAGGACUCUAAAACGUAGACACAUGGGUAAAUGCUGCAACAGGAAAACAAUAUGAGGGCAAUUUCCACAUUCGAGAAGUAAUUAAUAGUAAAUAUAUAUCAUGGCCCUCACAUGGGUCAAAUACAUAACUUUAUUUAUACACAUAUAUCCCUAAGGGAGCUAGUGUUCAUCAUACCUACCCACCUACUUUUAAAUUAUGCAUUCUGAAAAACAUUUUUUAAAACCCACUCCUUCCCACAGGUUUGAGUAUCCCUUAUUCAAAAUUCUUGGGUCCACAAGUUUUCCGUAUUACAAGUUGACUUUUUGUUUGGAUUUUGGAAUACCCAUAUUUGUAUAUGCAUAAUUGGAAGUGAAAUCCAAUUUUAAAUACAAAAUUCACUUAUAUUUCAUAAACACCUUAUACACUUGGGCCUGAAGAUAAUUUUGUACUAUAUUUCUAACAGUUAUGUGCAUGAAAAAAAGUUUGUGUAUACUGAACCACUGAAAAGCAAAGAUGCCACUAUCUUACCAGCCAUGUGGACAAUUUUGGAUUUUGUGUAAGGGAUCCUUAACCUGUAAUUACUUACAAUGUACUUAGUACUAUAUAGAGGUUGGUAAGGGCUAAAGCUAAAUAAAAUGGUUCAUGGGUUGUCUUUCACAGAACCAGGCAGUUGUGGAACAAAUAUAGGAGACAGUUGUCUACACCAUUCAUUGGAAGAAGUGGAAGGUUGGCUUUCACUGUUGAUCUGUGGUGAGAAUAACAGGGCCUCUAGAUGUUUAACAGCAACUUGCCAUCAUGAUCAAUAUUAGCAAAUGGUGUGAGCUAGCAAUAUCUGUAGGACCACAUGGUUUCCACCCAGCUCUGUACUUUUCUAAAACUGUAGAUUUUAUCCUUUAGAAUUGGCACAUCUCUAUCUUAAUCCUUUUGUAAGAGUAAGCAACCAAGUACUGCCAGAGUAUUCCACAAACAUGAUUAAUCACAUAUUAAGAAAUGGUGCUGUUGUAAAAUUUUUCAUGGCUGUGUGAUGAUCAUAAGUACUUGAGUUGCUGAAUGAAUAAGGCGAUGUCAGAUGUAAUGAACUACAGUUUAAUAAACAUAAAUGUCUUAGGUGCUGAAAAAUGAUGCAGAUUUUUAUUAGCCCUUUAUAUCCAUCUUGCACAGUAAACAGGCACUAGGGUAGAAAUGUGCAGCAUUCCUCCAUAAUAAGUUAUGUUUAGUGUGAAGACUUGCACUUUCAGUGGUGGAGGGAUGUACAGAAAGCCUUACCAAAAAAGAAACCAAAAAAAGUCAAUUGUGCAAUCAAUAAAGGAUUAUUUUUCUUAUGUUUCCCCUUUUUUACUGUACACAGGCCCUUAAGAGCAAACCAGUAGUUUUGGAGUUUUAUACAUAUUUUACCGACAGAAGGAAUGUGGUUACUGAUUUGUACCAUGAGAUGGUUAACCAUGCGGUAGACUGUGGGUCAUUUCUGCAUCUGGGCAAUAUUGAAUAUGUUUCUAUGAUCUAUGCUCUUUGAUCUUUUAAGAGAUAAUUGAUAAACCUUUUCUUUAAUUCAUUCCAUUAUAGUAAAUGGAAAUACAUUUGUAGUAAGUAACUCUUUCCUACUGAGUACAAAUUUAUUGCUAUUGAACCUAAUAGUUGUAGUGGGUUGUGUGUGGUCACAGAUCUCUGUAGGACUGACACUUGAAUGUAGAAAGCAAAAGAAUGAUUGACCCAAUCCCAAUGUUUGAGUUGAAGAGUUACUCUGAAACUGGAUACCUUUGGAGUGGCAUAUGUAUGACUCUCCAGAUAUUUGAACAGUAGAUCCCAUAAGCUUUCACCAUUGGCUAUGAUGGCUGGAGCUGAUGGUAUUUGCAAACAACCAUACAUCCCUCACUGCUGGCGUAAACAUUCAAACAUUAGCAAGACAUUUUUUGAAUUAAGCUCCUUACGAGAAGUUGCUAUCUACAGAAUUGUCUAUGAACAAAUUGGCAUAAUAACAGCAUGGUCGUUCACAUAACUAUUUCCAUAUGCAGAUACAUUAUUCCAGUACUACUAGUUGUGAAACAGAAGGUUUUUCUGUGGUCAAUAGAAGUAUCAUCUUAGCAAACAUUUCAUUGCUAAAAAUGGAUUACCGUAAAUAUUAUAGACUUAGUACAACCUCAUUUAGUUAACGCUUUUCAAAGAAAAGUUAGAUUACAUUGGUACAGUGUAAUUUAGAGACACAUGUUCUAAUCAGGCAAUUCACAUAAUCGAGUUCCUGCUAUACAUAAUGUGCAUAUUUAAUCAAUGAUUAAAGUAAUAGCAGGAAUUCCCUUGGCUUUUGUGAAUGGCAUUUUAUAGUCCUAGCAAGCCUGGCAGCUUUGAGAUUUUGUGUGUUGUGUCCAUCACUGCUGAAUGUAGCUAUUCCUCAAGAUUUCAAAGCCAGAUACAUUAGAAACGCUUUUGUAAAAUAUAACAGAUCUAAUAUCCGCAGUAGUUGCAGACACAUAUUGAUAUUAAAUAUUUUAAGACCUUGUAUUUCCAGUUUGGAAGAACCAUUUAUUUUUAAUCUUUGCUUUGAAAAGUAAAGAAAUGUUUCAGAGAUAUGUGAUGAGUGUAAACAUCUCAUCUCUUGUUUGAAAAGUAGACUGAUGAUGCUUGGGAAAGAACUGCUGUUGAGACAUCAAAGAGACUUACUGAAUUAUGGCCAUGGUGAUCAGAAAACAAGGGAGCAAUAUGGCAAUAGUUAGCUUAGGCAUGUUGUUGAAAUCUACAGGGGUUAUACACAAGUGAUGUGUCUUGGGAUACAGAUAUACAUUCAGAUCCAGGGCACAUUUACUCAAAAGUAAAUAUUACUUUGGUUAGUGGGGCUUAUGCUGAUGAAUUUAUGAACUAAAUCAAUCUUGGUAUCAAAACCAGUGGGGUUUCUACUCAAAAGUAAAAUCACAGUUCAGUGGGGUCUUUUCCCAGGUAAGUAUGUGUCAAUCUAUACCUACAAGAUGUUUACUUUCAGAAAUACGGGGCCAUCUUCCCCCCCCCCCUCUUCAACCCAACCCUUUUAAAUCUACUCAUGGGUGCUAUCAGAACAGAUUGCUGUACUUAGUAGGUUAACAUUUAAAUGUUUGCUACCUCCACCUCCAGUUGUACCUUCAAGUUGAAACUCCGUAACUUUUGUGCAUGCCAGUCUUUUUUAUCCUUCUCCUCUCACUUGCUUUGCUUACAAUUUAGGCUGAUGGCAAAGUUUGCAUGCUGCUGUGUGACGUUUUCGUUGGUAUCAUACAAGUAUUGCUCUAAUAUGGAUUUUGAAAAGCCUUAAGCAUCUUUGUUUGGAAGUAUUUGGGUGAAUAUGUUUCCAUUAUGCUCACUUUCUUCUGAGUAAAAAUGCAUUGGGUCAGCUGCAUGUAUCCUGAUUUCAUUUGGAGUAGCUUGGACUAACCUUCACUGGUAUAUGUCCAAAUAGUGAAGCUAUAGCCCAACAACAUGUUUAGUAAAUUGAUUUUCAGUAACUUUUCAAAAACAAGACAAUAGGAAAAUAAAUUAUGCGAAAUCAGAAGAAACCUGAGCUCUGUUGUUAAUUAAUAGGCCCUGUAUUUUCUUUGUGUGGUGUAUAUGUGUUUUUUAAAAAAAAUCUGAAGUGCAUACAAUAUUUAUUUUUCAACAUAUAACUUUGAUUUUGGUGGGGUUUUCCUUUAAUCAUCUACUGUAUUUAGAGGAUCGGAUGGUGGAAAUACUAAAAGGCAAAUUCUACAAUUUACCACAAUUUUAGUUACUAAUAAAUGGGAGGAAAGCACUUCACUAUUUCACAAUACUUACAGGAAUAAUUAAAAGCUAUUUCAUUUCUUUGAGGAGAAAUACAUUUGAAAUUCUCUGCAGACAAGGGAACACUUACCAGCAGUACUUGAAGAUUUGUGGGUUUUGACUGCAUGUUACUUGAAAGAUCUUACUAAGCUACUCUUUUUGGUGCACAGCAGUUAUUGUACAUGAUUUCUUGUUUAUGUAGCAAGAUGCAUUGAAAUUGUAUUGAUACAUACGUGUAAAGAUUGUUGUUGUGAAGAUGGUUUGUUCUGUUUUUUUCCUUGUUAUGUGUCAUAUCUGUUCAAACCUUAAAUGUUCCUUUUUUAAAGUCCUAAAAAGGCUAGAAAAAUUUAAUGUCAUUGAAAAUAUAUUUUAAAUUUUUGUCAUUUUUUUCCAAAAAAAAUUAUUACAAAGUGUAUCAUUCCUGAUAACACAGAACAUUGUGGAUGGUUUCAAAUAAAUUUUAUACUUCUA
Anolis carolinensis (green anole) is the source of this 18468-nucleotide messenger RNA. RefSeq names its product tet methylcytosine dioxygenase 1 (gene tet1). The transcript has 12 exons. The coding region runs from base 823 to 7533 and encodes 2236 amino acids. Gene Ontology annotation, molecular function: DNA binding; zinc ion binding; DNA 5-methylcytosine dioxygenase activity. Gene Ontology annotation, cellular component: nucleus. The record is from RefSeq and is a predicted model, not a curated record. Gene Ontology annotation, biological process: positive regulation of transcription by RNA polymerase II. Lineage: Eukaryota; Metazoa; Chordata; Lepidosauria; Squamata; Anolidae.